Galleria mellonella (greater wax moth) is the source of this 1492-nucleotide messenger RNA. It is a transcript of the gene Faa, whose product is annotated as fumarylacetoacetase. The transcript has 9 exons. Gene Ontology annotation, molecular function: fumarylacetoacetase activity. The coding region runs from base 151 to 1422 and encodes 423 amino acids. Lineage: Eukaryota; Metazoa; Arthropoda; Insecta; Lepidoptera; Pyralidae. The record is from RefSeq and is a predicted model, not a curated record. Gene Ontology annotation, biological process: L-phenylalanine catabolic process; homogentisate catabolic process; L-tyrosine catabolic process.
CCGCCCGGCGAAUGAACCGACAGACUCGAACUCGACGCGUCUCAUUUCCAUAACAAGAAACAUAACCUAAGUAUAACCAAGUUUACUAGUUUAUAAAUGUAAUUCCGACCGAUACCACAUUCUUGUGUGAGCUGGUGAACAGAAUUAAACAUGAAAUCUUUUAUAGAAUACGGACCUAAUUCGGACUUUCCAAUUGAAAAUCUUCCGUAUGGUGUCUUCACUUCACCAAAAAAUGAUAUCAAACAUAUCGGUGUUGCAAUCGGGGACUGGAUAUUGGAUUUAAAUGUGAUCUCUCAUCUGUUCGAUGGACCUUUAUUGAAAGAUAAACAGAAUGUUUUUAAGGAGGAGAAAUUAAAUGCUUUUAUGGGAUUGACAAAAUCACAUUGGAUUGAAGCGAGAAGUACACUUCAAAACCUUCUAGAUGUAUCCAAUUCUACGUUACAAAAUGACAGUGAACUCAAACAAAGUGCAUUCGUCAAACAGAGCGAAGCAACAAUGCACGUUCCAGCUGAAAUCGGCGACUACACAGAUUUCUAUUCGUCUAUCCACCAUGCUACCAACGUAGGCAUCAUGUUCAGGAGUAAGGAAAACGCCCUCAUGCCGAAUUGGAAACACCUACCGGUUGGCUACCACGGGCGGUCCAGUUCCAUUGUGAUAUCGGGCACGCCGAUACAUAGGCCUUAUGGUCAAACACUGCCUGUUGAAGGUGCCGAUCCCCACUUCGGGCCGUGUCGCCUGAUGGACUUUGAGUUGGAGGUGGCCUGCUUCGUCGGAGGACCACCUACCGCACUUGGACAGAGAGUCACAGCAAAGCAGGCUGAGGACCAUAUCUUUGGUUUUGUGCUCAUGAACGAUUGGAGUGCGAGAGACAUACAGAAAUGGGAGUAUGUCCCUCUAGGACCUUUCACAGCCAAGAACCUCGGCACGUCAGUGUCCCCAUGGAUUGUUACCGUGGAAGCCCUUAAGCCGUUCGCAGUAGACAACUAUCCGCAGGAUCCCACACCGUUCGAAUACUUAAGACAUGAUGACAAAUUCAAUUUCGAUAUCCGAUUGGAGGUCGAUAUACAAUCUGAAAAGUCUCCCGUUGUAACGACGAUAUGUCGUUCGAACUACAAGUAUCUAUAUUGGACGGCGAAGCAACAACUAGCUCAGCAGACCGUUACCGGCUGCAACUUGAGACCUGGCGACUUGCUAGGAUCAGGCACUAUAAGUGGCGAUACUGUUGACUCUUACGGAAGUAUGCUGGAGAUUUCAUGGAAAGGCACCAAGCCUAUUCGCCUGCUCAAUGGUGAAGAACGGAAAUUCCUUCAAGAUGGCGACACAGUAAUACUCCGUGGAUACUGUAUCAACGAACAUGGUGUCAGAAUUGGUUUUGGGAAUUGCAGUGGAAAAUUACUGCCCGUUGUACCUUUUAAUGGAUAAAUUAUAUAUAAACCGCAAAAAUCUAUGCAAAGUUGUUAUCAUAAAUAUAAACGUAUAUGUAAUCUAAGUA